AAAGAUUCAUUGAUUUUAGGGAGUCCUUGGAUGCGCCUCAGACUGUAUAUAAAGGCCCAGGAACCAUCUCCAGCAUAAACGAGCACAUGAACAAGGAACCAGAAGAAGGGGCACCAUUGCCAGAAGACAAGGACCCAAAUAUCUUUUUGAAUGUCGCACUAAUAGAAGACGACGCUUCCGUUUCCAAAGCUCCUGAUGUGUCCUCGAAGAUAAACAGGCCUAUAGUAAGAACAAGUCUUCAUAGGAAGCCGUCGUUAUCUUCUGCUGGCGGCAGGCAGUAUGUGAAGUUGAUGUCCCAGACUAAACCAAGACUGCCUUUGCGAGAUAGUAGCACAUUGGACAGUCUCCCAACCACUUUAGCUGAAGGAUCCGUGAUACAGACUAACAAAGGGGAGAUGAUGGCCUACAGUCUCUCGUCUGUUACUAAAGACGAGUCCCCUGGAAAGAAAAGUGUUUUGCAUAACAUUGCUUCAUCGUUUGGAUCAUGGGUAAGUAGGUUCAUUCAGGUAGGUUGCCAUUUUGAAGCAGUCCUGAGGCCAGUGGAUCAAGAGAAAGAACUUAACCCCACAAAUGUCAAGAAAAGGUUCCACGAGGUGGACGACGAGUGUUACAUCUGUGGAGAAAAGUUCUUGAAUCAGCACUAUGUGCGAAAUCACGUCAGAGAAGUCCACAGCGAAGAGAGUUCGUUCGAGUGCCGUUACUGUUCCUUUCGCUGUUCACUCAUGAAAGAGUUCUUCAAGCACUGCAGGGUCCAUAAAAGUCACAAAUUUGUAGUAGCUGUGGAAAAGAAAAAGGCCUUGAUAAAAAAAGACAACUGUAUAUCUUAUCAGACUCCUGCUGAUAUCAUUUCUAAUAAAAAGAAAUCAGGAAAGAAUGAUCAUAACAAAAAAAGGGAUUUAGAAUACAAAGUGGAAUCGAAACAUUAUAGUCAACAAAUCAAGAAAAUGGCCCUAGAACAGUCCACUCGAAGCCGUAGUCAGGGUCGAUACAGAACCCACAGAUGCUAUUUAUGUUUCAAGUUAUUUUCAAACAGUGCAGAUCUUGAUGCCCAUAAGGAAGUAUAUCACCAAGUUAAAUCAUCACAGCCUGUCAGAGUAAAAACUGAUGAUUCUCUGGGAAGGGAAGAAGAAGAUACACUAGAAGUUCAGCAGACAAAAGAGUCACAGUCAUGCUGUGAUGAUACUAACGAGGGAGUCCAGAUCAAAUCAGAGCCUCCUGACAUUACAGAGAAUAUCGAAAACGUCACGAUUGUCCUCGAUGAAUACAUGAACUUAUCUCAGGUUAUCAAGCCAUUGUGCAUUGCCUGCAAGGCUAUCAAAAACGACUUCAGAGAAUCUUGUAGUUUGUUCCAAAAUAUCUCGAAGCUUGACCAGUCGGAAGCGCUGAAAAAGUUUGAGAAGUUCUUUCCAUGUGCCCUUAAUCACGAGUCCCUUGUAGGGCCUUGGGUUUUGUGUAAAAAGUGCUCUGUGCUCAUUGAUAAAAUCACAGACAUGGAAGAGAAGCUUUGUCGAUGAAGAAGUGAUCUUAUGUCACGUCUGCAAGGGAAUGCAGAGGGCCCGUCUGCUUGUGCUGAAAAUAAAUUUAUAGAUGAUGGUGAUGAUGAUAAAAAAGGGGAACAAUUACUUUGCAAGCUCAGGAAAGAUUGUGCCUCAACUGAUCCAUCUCUCAAUAUUCUCAGUGAUGCUUUCGAUACUGAAAAGUACGUAAGAGAGAGUUUUGAAAUAAUGGAGAUAAUUCAGCCUGCUAAAAGAAAACGCAAACAUAAAACAGAAGGAGAAAAACUUGCCCCUGUGCUUUUAAGUGAUGACGACGACGAUGAGUUUUCCGCUAAUAAUGAGACUGAAUACGUCUCAAAUACAGAAAACUUGGAAGUUGAUGGAGACAAAAGUCCUGAGGAAAGUGUCAUGAAAAUACCAGUCAAUUUAAGUAGUGUCAAAAAGGAAAUAGCAGACGAUGGAGUUGAAAGGUCACAGGACAUCAAAGGAGCAAACAUUAAAAGCGAGCCUUUUCAUCGGGAGCUUGAAUCAGUUAUUCCCGAAUCUGGUAAUCCAAAUUGGACGGAAGAUGAGGGUAAUCCCUUAAAUGCGGAAGAACAGUUGAAUGAUGAUUUCUUACACCCCGAUCCUGAACUGUUUCAUCACCAGCUUUUAACAGAAGUUGACGGCGAAGCCUCCCAAAAGAAGUCGUAUAAAGGAAACUCCGACGAGGGUCCUGGAGGGGAGGAUGCUUCAGAGGAAGUCUGUCAGGAGAAAGUCUUACCUGACUUGCAUUCAGACCAUGCACCUUCCAAUUCUUCAAAGUUUGUUAACAAAACAGAAGUUAAAUCUGAUGAAGGAGAUUGCAUGGCCCCGCUUGGUCAUAUUCAAGAAGUUUUGAAAGACUUGGAUGCAAAGAAAGAAGACGUGGGUUUGAAAGAUAUUGGAAAUAAGAUGGAUUCUAACAGUGGUUUUGAAACAUUCGGCGAGGAUAUUGAAGCAAAAGAAGAAGAAAAUUCCAAAGUUUCUCAUGAACCGAUGCAGAAACCUCUUGUGGGGAAGAAGCGUGCCAGAAUUCGAGAGGAGAGGAACAUGAUGAGCUACCGCUUAGAAGGUAAUGUUGCAAAACCGUGGGUUUGCAGUAGCUGUCACAAAGGAUUUUCAACUCAGCGUGGUGCGUGUGAUCAUUAUGCUGCUUCUCACGGUGGUCAGAGCUAUUCCUGCGAGCACUGCAGUGCGUCUUACGUGAGGAAGAGAGACCUGAUCGGCCACUAUAACAGAGUACACCUGAAGUCAAAACCCUACAAAUGCAAGAAAUGUAGUGAAUCCUUCAGCAUGCACAGUCAGCUCUACAGACACAUGCACAUCGCCCACAUGGAAGAAAAGAAGGAACCGACUCAGUACACGUGUCACCUGUGCGAUGCUUCGUUUUCCCAGAAGCGUUACAGAGAUGCCCACCUGGAAGCUUGUGAAACCAAGGGCAGCGACGUUACUCCUUACACGUGCCUGCUGUGCGACAAGUCGUUCAAGCUGGAAAAGUACCUAGGUCUUCACAUGCGAAAUUGCCAUUCGGUAAAAAGUGACGCCUUUUUCUGUGAGAUUUGCAACAAGGUACUCAACGACAAGAGGAACUUGAUUCUGCACAUGAAGAGUCACAGUGGUGAAACGAAAACCUCUUGCACCAUCUGUCACAAGCAGUUUAGCCGCAAAGCAUACCUGUGGACGCACAUGAGGGUGCACACGAACGAAAGACCUUACGGCUGUAAUUACUGCCCCAAGUGGUUCAAGCAGUACAGCACUUGGAAAAAUCACGAAAGAACGCACACGGGAGAGAAGCCUUAUAAAUGCACCGUUUGCAAUUCCUGUUUUGCCACCAGCUCCUCUGUCUCGAAACACCUGCAGUACGCUCACUAUAAUAUCAGAGAUUUUGGAUGUACCGUUUGUAAAAAGUACUUCAUAAGCAAAGCCAAGUUAGAAGAGCACAUGAAAACGCAUACAGGGGAAAAACCCUUCAAGUGUCCUGUCUGUGGUCGGGCUUUUAAUAAGAAAACCAAUUUGCGCACCCACAUGUAUAUUCAUUCAACUAAUAAAAGAUUUAAGUGUGAGAUUUGUGGCGAGGGCUUUAUGAGACGAACAGCCAUAGAAAACCAUAUUCUUGAAAGGCACAGUGAUUUGGAACUACUCCUUGCCUCGGAUAUGUCAAACGCAAGCAAAGGCAAAGCUAAUGGUGUGACUGCAGCUACCUCUCCGUUUAUAUCAGUAAUUGGAGCGGAAGAUGUUAAUUCCGAAGACACUUACAUCGUUGUGUAUGCUGACGAAGAUAAAGAGGCCAAGAACUCGAAGGAUAUGCAGGUUACGGUAUUGGUGGAUGAUGUACAGUACUCUCAGGUUCGUUCUGCAAGCAAGAAACUGAAGUUAUCGGUGGGGUCAAACCAGAUUGAUAGGCCUUUAUCACAUGGCAAUAAUUCGGAAUUAACCAUCAAGGAAGGAGCUUCCAUCAGAGCGCGCGGAACUUUGCCCAGUUUGAUCUCGACGGAGGACGAGACAGAUUCAUCUAUACAAGCUCAUGACACUUCUCAGGCUGCAUACCUCUAAGUAAAAGUGCAUUAGGAAUUGAAUCCAGUCUCCUUAGCUAUCUAGAAAUCACUCAAAUGCAGGUAUUCAAAAGUAUCAUUACUUUAUAUGAGAUUUUCCACUGACGCUUUUGAAGUCGUUCGAUAUUAUUUAUGUCACAUUUUAUAAAUAAAUUAAAAAUUUGUC
Messenger RNA from Macrobrachium nipponense, 4235 nucleotides. RefSeq lists its product as uncharacterized. The record is from RefSeq and is a predicted model, not a curated record. Gene Ontology annotation, molecular function: DNA-binding transcription factor activity, RNA polymerase II-specific; RNA polymerase II cis-regulatory region sequence-specific DNA binding. Gene Ontology annotation, biological process: regulation of DNA-templated transcription. Lineage: Eukaryota; Metazoa; Arthropoda; Malacostraca; Decapoda; Palaemonidae.